GCCGCCCCCUGCCGGCCUCCCCUGCUCCCCGCAGCCCGAGCCCGGGAGUGGGUCGCUGGCGGCGGCCAUGAUCUCCGCCCCACUCCUCCGCCGCUGCUGCUGCCUGCUGUCCCGCCGGGCCGGGCCGAACCGAGCCGCCUGGACUCGCAGGACUGUGUUUCUGAGAGGGGGCCCGGCCAUGGCCACAGGAGGGAAAAGCAGCCGACCUAGCAUCCAUCGUUACACCAACCGUCUGAUUAACGAGAAGUCUCCCUACCUCCUCCAGCAUGCCCACAAUCCGGUGGACUGGUACCCAUGGGGCCAGGAAGCCUUUGAUAAAGCAAAGAAAGAAAACAAGCUGAUAUUUCUGUCAGUCGGCUAUUCCACCUGCCACUGGUGCCACGUGAUGGAGCAGGAGUCCUUCAAGAACAAAGAGAUCGGCAAGAUUCUGAACGACAACUUUGUGUGCAUAAAAGUGGAUCGUGAAGAGAGGCCAGAUGUGGAUAAAGUUUACAUGACCUUUGUGCAGGCUACCAGCAGUGGAGGGGGCUGGCCAAUGAGUGUGUGGCUGACGCCUGACCUCAAACCCUUCAUAGGUGGGACGUAUUUCCCUCCUGAAGACGGAAUUUACCAAGUCGGCUUUCGAACAGUGCUGCUCCGAAUUGCCGAUCAGUGGAAGCGGAACAAAAAUGCCCUUUUGGAGAAUAGCCAGAGGAUUAUGUCAGCGCUGCUGGCCAGGGCUGAGAUCGGCAUCAAAGGGGAAGAUUCCCCCCCACCUUUUCCAGAGGUGAUGGCCAGGUGUUUCCAGCAGCUGUCUGAAUCAUAUGAUGAGGAAUACGGCGGCUUUUCAGAGUUUCCAAAGUUCCCCACGCCAGUCAAUUUAAAUUUCCUGUUCACAUACUGGGCCCUACACCGGGCAUCCCCUGACGGUGCACGGGCCUUGCAGAUGGCGCUGCACACUCUCAAGAUGAUGGCCUAUGGUGGGAUUCAUGAUCACAUUGGUCAGGGAUUCCACCGCUACUCCACCGACCAGAGAUGGCACGUUCCUCACUUUGAGAAGAUGCUGUAUGAUCAGGGGCAGCUAGCCGUGGCCUAUGCCAGGGCGUUUCAGAUUUCUGGCGAUGACUUCUUUGCAGAUGUUGCUGCGGACGUUCUGCUCUAUGUCUCCCGAGAUCUGAGUGACAGGGCUGGAGGAUUCUACAGCGCAGAGGACGCAGACUCCUACCCGACAGCCAAGUCCAAAGAGAAGCGGGAGGGGGCGUUCUGCGUGUGGACGGCGGAGGAAAUACGGCGCCUCCUUCCAGAGCCUGUGGAGGGGGCCUCAGAGAGGAAGACUGUGGCAGAUGUGUUCAUGCAUCACUAUGGGGUGAAGGAAGGUGGGAACGUGAGCCCAGCGAAGGACCCACACAAGGAGCUGAGGGGGCAGAACGUGCUGAUUGUGCAGUAUUCCCUGGAGCUGACGGCAGCCAGGUUCGGGCUGGGCCUGGAACAGCUCAAGACGACGCUGGCGAAGAGCAGAGAGCGUCUCUGCGAAGCCCGGGGUCACCGACCGCGCCCGCAUCUGGACACCAAGAUGCUGGCGUCCUGGAACGGCCUGAUGAUCUCGGGCUUCGCUCAGAGCGGGGCGAUCCUCGGCAAGGAGGAGUACGUCAGCCGGGCCGGGCGGGCAGCUGACUUCCUGCGAGGCCACCUGUUCGAUGUCAGCAGCGGCAGGCUGCUGCGGAGCUGCUACCGGGGCAAAGGCAGCUCGGUGGAGCAGAGCGCUGUUCCCAUUCAGGGCUUCCUGGAGGAUUAUGUCUUUGUGAUCCAGGCGCUCUUUGACCUUUACGAGGCCUCGCUGAACCAGGGCUGGCUGGAGUGGGCCGUGCAGCUCCAGCGCAAACAAGACGAGCUCUUCUGGGACGCCAAAGGCUUUGCGUAUUUCUCCAGCGAGGCCGGGGACUCCUCUCUGCUCCUCCGCUUGAAGGAUGAUCAAGAUGGCGUGGAGCCCAGCGCCAACUCCGUGGCCGUUGCUAACCUGCUCAGGGCAGCCUGUUACUCUGGCAAUAUGGAGUGGGUGGAGAAAGCUGGGCAGAUCCUGGCUGCCUUCUCGGAGAGGCUGCUGAAGAUCCCUGUGGCCCUGCCAGAGAUGGCCCGAGCCACUGUGGCCUUUCACCGCACUCUCAAACAGGUUGUUAUCUGCGGCGCCCCAGAAGGAGAAGAUACUAAAGAUCUGCUCCGCUGUGUCCACUCCGUCUUCGCUCCAAACAAGGUGCUGAUGCUGGCGGACGGGGACAGCGCUGGAUUCCUGUACCACCACUUGCCCUUCCUCUCCUCCCUGGAGAGGAAAGACGGAAAAGCCACUGCUUAUCUCUGUGAAAACUUUGCCUGUUCCCUGCCCGUCACCUCCUCCCAGGAGCUGCGCAGGCUGCUGCUGCUGUGAGCUGUCACCCCGUGGCCUCGCCGUGCACCCUGCUGUCUUGGCAAAGGUGAAAGAAAAUAGACUAACGAGAAAGUGGCGGCGACUGUGCACGGAUGCAGCGCAGAACUCUGCAAUAAAGUCACCUUUUGCCCAA
Messenger RNA from Mauremys mutica (yellowpond turtle), 2534 nucleotides. RefSeq names its product spermatogenesis associated 20 (gene SPATA20). Gene Ontology annotation, biological process: carbohydrate metabolic process. NCBI's taxonomy places the organism in Eukaryota, Metazoa, Chordata, Testudines, Geoemydidae. The transcript has 16 exons. Bases 68 to 2401 code for a protein of 777 amino acids. The record is from RefSeq and is a predicted model, not a curated record.